AUGCAGUUCUUCUUCCCAAAGAAGCACAAGCACCACAGGCUCGUCCUCUACUUGAUGGCCGGCGAGCUCCCGAUCACCAUCGUAAUAUUGACCUUGACUGGUAUCGCUUCUCACGAUCUAUACCGAACAUUAUUGUGGCAAGACGGAGCAGACAAUGGCUUCAACAGUGCUCCAAAUGAGGUUCUAUAUGCGGCAGCGAAUUACAGGCAAUUUACGCCCCCUAUGGUAUGGUCAAGCUUUAUCACCAGCUAUAACCUUGUCCUUGGUGUUUUGAGCACGUUUUUCCUCAUCACCAAGCUGCCAACCCACUGGAUGAAUCUGUUUUACCCUCCCGUUGCGGUCGCCGUCCACGCGUCCUUGAUCGCUCUCUAUCUUGUGUCAGCAGUCUACCAAGCAGGCUCCGAUACGUCAGAUCCCAACCACCCUCAGCCAGGAGCACCCUGGUACAUUGCAAAGAAUUGCAAUGUCGCCUUCAGAAAGUCCAAUAUCGGAUAUUGCAUGCAAGCCAAAGCGCUGUUUGCCGUCACAGUCAUCAUUAUUGUGUACUAUUCAGUCAUCCUCGGCUUCAACAUCCACUCCUGCUUCAUCACCGCCGAGGAACGCGAAGAGAUCCUGGAGCAGAGAGAAGAGCGACGCAUCGAGAAAGAGUUCGAAGAGGAAGUCAUCAAAUCUCCCGGCAUGAUCCCCAUGACUCCCGGUUCAAUGCCCCGAGGACCAGGCAUGGUACCCCGUACCCCCGGCAUCCCCCCCAUGGCCGUUGGAGGAAAUAUCUCACCCUUCGCUCCGCGUACCCUGGCCUUUAACCGACUCGGUAAUGGCAGCACCGCCUCAGAUCUUCCACUGCGGGACAACUCUCGUGCGCCGCAACCUCAAUCCACGCAUCCACAAGACGUCGGCUCGGAGAGCUCGGGUGGGUCACCGAUGUAUUUCCCCGCCGCCGCCGAAAAAGGCGGCUAA
This is a messenger RNA of Penicillium bovifimosum, 957 nucleotides long. RefSeq lists its product as uncharacterized. The transcript has 3 exons. The coding region runs from base 1 to 957 and encodes 318 amino acids. The record is from RefSeq and is a predicted model, not a curated record. NCBI's taxonomy places the organism in Eukaryota, Fungi, Ascomycota, Eurotiomycetes, Eurotiales, Aspergillaceae.